AGCAGCAGCUUAAUUAGUUAGCAACUGAGAGGAGGUAGCAACGUGUCUGUGUUUGAGAGGAUCAAAAUUUCAUGUGGAGAUGGAUAAUAACAUAGGCAAUAAUUCAUCAGAGAGAGAAGGGUUUAAGUACAAUUUCACAGGCAGUAGUAUCUCUAGCGAUCAUCAUCAUCAUCAAGAAGAUGGGGUCAUCAAGGAGCAAGAUCGGCUGCUUCCGAUUGCUAAUGUUGGGCGGAUCAUGAAGCAAAUUCUUCCCCCAAAUGCAAAAAUCUCGAAAGAAGCCAAAGAAACCAUGCAGGAAUGUGUUUCUGAGUUUAUAAGCUUUGUGACUGGAGAAGCAUCUGACAAGUGUCACAAAGAGAAGCGCAAGACAGUGAAUGGCGAUGACAUUUGCUGGGCUCUUGCAACUCUUGGCUUCGAUGAUUAUGCUGAACCAUUGAAGAGGUAUUUGCAUAGGUACAGAGAAUUGGAAGGAGAGAAGGCGGCUCACCAAGGCAAGGCCAACAGUAGUGAAGAAAAAAACGAACUGUCACCACCAAGGACAAGUACCUCUAGUCCCUUAAAGUUCAAUGUGCUUGAAAGGGGAAAUAGCUCCCUCUCCCGGCGAUUUUGAGUGAUGAUCAUAUGAAGCGAGGUAAUUAAUAUACUUUUCAAAUUAGUGGUACUCUUCUUAAACUGUAUGAGUUGAAGGUGACGAUGAUGAUGAUGAUGAUGUUAUAAACAUGACUAUAGAUAAUUAAGUGGGAAGGUUUAAUUUUAGGUUUUUUUUCUUCUUUUUGUGUUUCUCAUGUGUGCUCAUAACUUAUUAAGUCCUGGGUUUCUUCUUUGGUUGACUGUUAUUAGCUCGAGAAUUACGAGAAAUUGGAGUUAAUCCUUUGACUAAUUUGUCUGAUGAGCAAUUAUAUCUCUACUUCUUAGUUUUCUAAGCUGUAAUUAGCAAGUAAUCUAUGACAUACUGUUAUCUUGCUAAUC
Molecule: messenger RNA, 969 nt
Organism: Prunus persica (peach)
Lineage: Eukaryota; Viridiplantae; Streptophyta; Magnoliopsida; Rosales; Rosaceae
Product: nuclear transcription factor Y subunit B-5
Exons: 1
Coding region: 80-610 (176 amino acids)
Biological process (GO): regulation of transcription by RNA polymerase II
Cellular component (GO): nucleus; CCAAT-binding factor complex
Molecular function (GO): DNA-binding transcription activator activity, RNA polymerase II-specific; RNA polymerase II cis-regulatory region sequence-specific DNA binding; protein heterodimerization activity
Source: RefSeq, a predicted model, not a curated record